CUGCUGUGGACGCGUUUUCCGUUUGUAUAAUUACGGUUUUCAUGAUCAUUUCAUCGGAGUAAGAGGAAAUUUGGAUAAAUUUCGCUUAUUUUGUGGUUUCUGGUGGAUUAAAUUGGGCGUGGUUUUAGUUUUUGAUUGAGAAGGUUUUGAUUUUAUGGUUUUGUGACAUAUAUCUUGAUCAAGUAUGAUUCUCUUGUCGAUGUUUGUUUUACGUAUACUUGAUUGAUUUUGUUAAGAUUAGAUUCCUGUUGUUCGUAUAUGGUUAAGCUCCCCGCGAAGUCGACUAUAUGUUUGCAACCAAAUGCAAAUGCUUUGUUGUUCUGUUUUUGAUAUUAACAGAGGAGGAUAUAUUUUUUGUGUGUGUGUGAGAGAGAGAGAGAUAGAUCAUACGUAUUUGUGUAUAUGUAUCCGUAUAGGAAAAAGAUCCAUAGAGAACCCAGAAAAAAAAAGACGCGAGGAACUUGAUCAAACGGUUAGAUUGAGAGAAGGAAUGAGGUGGUUACGACCUCACCUCCUUUUUCUUGAAAUAAAAAUAUCCCCCUUAUUUUUUAAUGGAAAAUAGGUGAAAUAUAAUCAAAAUUGGAGCAAAACAAUUUACAACAAAAAGAACGAUCAUUUUAUUUUCUUUAGUUUGAUAUCGAUAUUGAUAUAUUUCUUUCAGCCAUUUUUCAUGGUUCUUCAGUUUUUUAUUUGGGUUCUCCCAGGAUUCUCACCCCUAUAUAUACACACACAUAAUUGAUAAUUGUGUAUGGAGUUCAUGUGUACAAGUUUGAAAAUUCAUGCAUGAUGUUUUAUCCUGCUUGGAGAUUAAAAUACUAAUACUUGUGUGUUAUGUUUGCAUUCACAUAGAAACUGUUGGAGCAUAGACUGAUCAGGGGGGUGUGUGUGUGUGUGCAUGCCUCUGUGACUUGCAGAUUUGCUAUUUAUAACGUCUUCAUGUAAAAUACAUAGUAUAUCUAGAUUAUGGUACGUCAUAUCGUACUCGCAACCAAAAAGCUGCAUUAGAAUCUUCAGAUGCAAUGCGAAGUUGACAUAGUAAAUGUAUUUCCAGCAUGAUUCUAUCUGUAGCACUUGUUAUUAUGUUUUGUUUAGUUGCUUUACUUUUACCAAAAAAAGAGAACAGCCUGCAUGUGGUCCGCUGGUAUAACUGUUUUCUGAAUUAAGAAUCUUGAAUCUUUAGGAUCUGUUGUAAAGGAAUGCAGAGGGAAAGACAUAGUAGAGAUGAAUCAAUCAACUCUCGUGGCCCAUUUGAUGGUCCUCGGGGUUUUGCAUCUCAUAGAAGCAUGAUGUCUGGCAUCCUUGGAGGAAGGGAUCCCUUUGAUGACCCUUUUUUCAAUAGACCAUUUGAAGGUAUGUUUGGGCCUAGCAUCUUUGAUACACAUGGUCCUUCUGAUCUUCCAUAUCCAAGCGAAAGCAGUUCCAAGGGGUUAGUUAUUGAAGAGAUAGAUACCGACGAUGAAGAAGAAGAAGGAAAAAAUGGUGCUUCCAGAAGUGCCACGUCUGGCAAAGAGGAAGUGAAGAAGGAUGUGCGCUUCAAUGGGAACCAUAACAGGAUGGAAGGGACCAAGCCCCAGACUCAGAGCAUUAGCUAUAARAAAGUUACAUAUGGUGGUAUAAAUGGAGCAUACUACACUGCCACAACAACCAGGAAGUCGGGAAGUGAUGGAGUGGUGCUGGAAGACAGCAAAGAAGCUAAUAAAACCACAGGUCGAGCAACACAUAGAAUUUCUAAAGGAAUACAUGACAAGGGUCAUUCUGUCACGAGGAAUCUUGGUACAGAUGGGAAAGUGGACACUGUACAGACCCUACACAACCUUGAUGAAGAUGAGUUAGCUGGUUUCGAACAAGCAUGGAAAGGUACCGCCGACAUGCACAUCCCUGGAUGGAAUGAAGAAUUCAACACGUUUGGAAGGGCAGGGUCCGGUAGCAUGCGACCAUUUGGGUUGGCACUUGAGUCUGCCGACCGUUCCCAUAGCAACCAGAGGGUGAACAAUGAUAACGCUACAACGACCAGUUCUUCAGGAGGACGACCUAAAAAGGUGGUUACAAUCAACAUAGAUUGAAUGCAUAAUAUCGUGUCCAGGGCAAAUGUUGUAUAGUCCAUUACAUACGUCGUACGAUUGUGUCAUUUCCAUAUGGUCAUAAACAUUCAUAAGAAUUACAUAUUCCGGGUCCGGGUCAACAAUAAGAGUUACGGGUUGGUUGUUUGUGGUCUUGUCGUCUUACAAAGAAAAAAUACGUUCGGUAUUA
Molecule: messenger RNA, 2250 nt
Organism: Cynara cardunculus var. scolymus (artichoke)
Lineage: Eukaryota; Viridiplantae; Streptophyta; Magnoliopsida; Asterales; Asteraceae
Exons: 6
Coding region: 1197-2063 (288 amino acids)
Source: RefSeq, a predicted model, not a curated record